AUGGCAGACUUUUUGGAGCCUUGGGAGCCACGGAAACACACCGAUUACACAGACGAGGCGACAUUCACCUUCCUGGAAUCUCUCCAUCUCUAUCAAGAGUCGAAAUAUCUCUCCAUAAUUCUGCAUGACUUGGGAGGUUUCCACCACGAUGAGGUUCUUCGUGAGCGCGUCUCAAAUAUAUUCACAACGACCAACAAAUUUCUCGUCAAUGCAUCCGGGACUGGCAAGACUCGACUUUGUUAUGAAGGGCUUUGCUCAAACUGGGGCUUUUACCUCAGUGGCCAUAUCGAUGACGGCCGCCUCGGCUCGUACGACUUGCAAUUGCUGCUACGUGAAUGCCCAACCAAUCUCAGGGACAAGGACGUAUCUCAAAAGCUCCAAGUGAUGACCAACCUAUUCGGUGCUAUCUUGUUGACCCGAUUGUUAGUGUUUUUGAUGUUUUUGCAAGAGGCAGCCGUCGAUGAGGCAGAGUUUUCGGAUGAGACAAAGAAGCGGUGGCUCACAACCCAGCUACUGCCCAGAAAUCUUGCCGACAUAAACACCGAACCCUUCGAAGAGGUGACGAGAAAGCUGAUGAAACAUGACUGCACUUACCUCGCCGACAACAUCACUAUUGCACUACGCAAAAUUCGGACCUUUAUCGGCGAAGACCCUUUGUUUAUUGUGUUGGACGAAGCAAGUUAUGUUGUCGACAUGUACUCACACCACUUCAACGACACCCCUCUCUUGCAAAUAAUCCUCCAGACGUGGACAGACCUGACGAAAGGACAAUGUCCAAUCAUCUGUGCGGGAAUCAAGAUACCCCGAGAACGGUUUGCAGAUGGAGCUGGGAGCGAUUUCGCUUGGACGUCGAAUACUGGUUCCUUCGAUGACCCUCUUCGGCAAGAGCAAUAUGUGUCUCAGUUUCUGCCGCCGGCUUUUCCGCGAGUCUCCUGCAGGCCGUUUUCUAAUAGCAAGAACUUGGCGCUGGCUGCGCGGCAGGUACUGUUCCUGUUUUGUGGGAGCAAAAAUGCUCAUCAACCGCUCAUCAGACAUCGGUUCACAGCAACUUUCAUUGCUUUCCUGCUCGUCGAGGGUCUGCAUUUUCCGCACACGCGUUUCGAUAAAUAUAUAGAGCAUGCUGUCUCCUUCCGACCGAUGGAUGCAGUCGAGUACGUAGGGGCUGAAGGGGAGGCGCCAAUUUGGCCAGCAAGCUUUUAUCCAAUCAAAAUUCGUGGAGUGUCUGAAGAGGACAAGAACCUGUUUCUCGAAAUCCUCUUGCGUUACUUGGCGACCCACAAUGCCUCGCCACUGCUCGGAGAAGAUCAAAUUCCUCUGAUGUAUCGCGAUUUUAGCGCGUUUUCAGGAUGGAAACUUCACGGAGUUGGAGGGCCAAACGAAAAUCCGGCAACCUUCAUUCAGAGCCUUCGUCGAAACAUCCCUCGAACAUCAGAAUCUCUGACCCACUAUCUUGUGUUUUAUCUUACCCAGGCUUUGAGGAAGGGGCGACCGUCUGGAUCGAAUCUUCUCUUUUCCACGUGGUUCUCCGCAAUGGGCGACAAAGCCUGCAACUCUAACGACUUUGAAUCUUUCCGACCACUUGCCCAUCAGGCGGUCUCCAUAGAGGACACUCUUUCGUGGAUGGAACAUCGUGUGGGCACCGUGUUUUGUUUACCGCAUUCAUCAAACGCCAACUUACUCUUCGCCAUCCAACUGGCUGAUGGAAACUUUGUCUGGGUAGCGUUGAAGGCGUUGUUAACCCAAGAACCUGCAUUCUUCAAAGAAGUUGACGACACCACCCAAUCUCACUUGCAGCGCGUCUUUGAUGCUCUCCCCAAUAGCGGCAGCUGCAGGGUCUUGCGCGCCAUAUGUGCCUUUCCAAUCGAAAUACCCAGGGAGGAUGCGGUCACUCUUUAUGAAGACAUCGACACCACCGACGUUGCCAUCGUUAACAUCUCCGCCUUCGAAUCCCGUCCUUCCCAAGUCAUGCAAACAGACCUAUUUGAUGCCAUCGUUGCGGGAGUGCUUGCGGGUCACAAACGCAAAUCGCGCUGGGAGAGCAGCGAUGAGGACACGCUGUGGACGAGUCGUAAAAGGCUCAAACUGGAGUAUCUCACUGAGCGAGAGCAGAGGUAUCUUACAUGGCCGGAGGCGAGGUGGGAUGGGCCGAUUGUGUAUGAAGAAGAAGAGUUUGAGGAGGUUGAAGAGACGCCCAUACAAACCAGAAGAAAGCCGACGCAACGUAGCAAGGGGACCAAGAAGGCAGAAGCGUCAACGAGGCAGGGCAAGCGAAUAAGCAAGUCCGUUCCAGCCAGGGCUCACAAGUUGUCUGUCGAGAACAGCAAUGCCGCUCGUAAUCGCCGAAAAAAACUUACGACCGCACAGUCUACCCGUGGCGGUAAAGCCAAAGAAGCGGUAGCGGAUGACGACACAGCUAAGCCUCCUGCGGAGAGUAGCAGAAAACCUGGUACGAAACGAAAGACACCACUUGUCGAUGAACCCGAUCUCGGCACCAUAGAUCUUGACAAAACUCCGGCACAAAACACGCGCAGUAGAUCCAAGAAGGUCUGA
Molecule: messenger RNA, 2550 nt
Organism: Mycena indigotica
Lineage: Eukaryota; Fungi; Basidiomycota; Agaricomycetes; Agaricales; Mycenaceae
Exons: 7
Coding region: 1-2550 (849 amino acids)
Source: RefSeq, a predicted model, not a curated record